Molecule: messenger RNA, 1146 nt
Organism: Aureobasidium namibiae CBS 147.97
Lineage: Eukaryota; Fungi; Ascomycota; Dothideomycetes; Dothideales; Saccotheciaceae
Exons: 4
Coding region: 1-1146 (381 amino acids)
Source: RefSeq, a predicted model, not a curated record
AUGUCCGAUUCACAGGGCCAGACCAUCAUCACCAUCUCGGUGAUAUUUGGUGCUCUCAGUAUCUUUGCCAUGGCGUUGCGUCUUUUCGCUCGGAUCGUUGUACUUGGGAAGAUAGGUCUGGAUGACACAGUUUUGAUUUGUAUAGCGGCUCUUUUGUCAUGGGGAUUCAUUGUCGCCACAGUCAUUGCGGUUCAACAUGGCAUGGGCUCGCACAUGGAGGAAGUCAUGAAAAGGGGCACACAUAACCUGGAGCACUAUAUCAAGACCGUUUGGCUGUCAUCCAUUUUCUACAACGCAUGUCUAGGCUUCCUAAAGUCAUCGAUCCUCGCAUUCUACCUUCGACUCGGUGACACCCAGCUCAAACGGCUCGCGCAAGUUCUAAUGGCAAUCGUUGUCUGCCAGGCCACCGCCAACGUUCUGACGUGUAUCUUCCAAUGUACACCGGUCGCUGCGGCAUACACGAUAGAGCUCCACAAGACUGCCAAAUGUGUGAACAUAACGGCCUUCUACUUGACGAACGCGGCGUUGACGAUCUUGACGGACCUGUUAACCUAUAUUCUGCCUUUCCGCUUGGUUCGCAAGCUGCAAAUCCCUGGGAGGCAGAAAUUUGGUCUCGGUAUCAUGCUCGGAUUGGGGUUAUUUACAUGUGUGUCGUCCAUAAUCCGAAUCACAUACAUUCCGGGCAUGCUCUUCUCCAAGGAUUCGACCUGGACCAUUUCAGGCCCCAUGUACUGGAGUGUGAUCGAAACUAACGUUGGAAUCCUGACCGCCUCGAUUCCCGCAUUCAAAGCGAUAGCCAAAAAGUACGCACCGAAGCUGCUGGGCGGCUCUUACGACUCCAACCAAUAUCCAUCGCGAUCUAUACACGUCAAAGCAGGCAGCAGCGGCUUCCACAGGAUGGGCGGUACUGCCGGGAGUAACCAUGUAGCCCUCGAUACCAUUGAUUGGGAUCUGGGCAUGUCAAAAGGUCGUUUCCAGACGACUAUCAACCCGGACAACGCUAGUGUGUCGAGCGAAGAGGCAGCUUUACACCCACCGAAUAGGAUUGGUGUUACGAGGCAUGUCCACGUUGAAGGAGAAUCUCGGAGUGUUUUUGAGGAAAGAAACUCUCUUGGCUCCCACAAGGAUCAGAAGGAGCUCUCAUGA